GACUUGGGUGUGAGUAGGCAAGUGUUCUGGCUGGUUCUGUUCUUCUUAUAGGUUCCCCUGGCCCAGUCUGAGGCGUUCCUCGUGGACCUAUUGGAUAAAGUGUGUAUGCGAAUGAACGAUUACCAGCUGGAAGAUGACCCAGUGACCAAGCAGAAGUAUUUCAGGAGAUACGCUCCUAGAAAGGGAGACAAAAUAUACCAAGAAUAUAAAAAGUUCUUCUUUUAUUCUGAUGCCUUCAAACCUUUGAAAUUCGCGUGCGAAGCCAUCAUUGAAAAGUAUGAGGAUGAGAUAUUCGCACUUAUCGCCCAGGAGGCACACCAUCUAGCUGACAUGCUGUGCAGUGAAAAAUCAGAUCUGUGUGGCACUCCAAUCAAUCAUCCUGAACCAUAAGAGUGAGGAGUGGGGUCACAGCCUCAAAGGCCACUGUGCACUUCACGUCGUGUGACUACUGUGAUAAGGAAUUUGAUCUCGUGUCUGCUGUACUUGUCUCAUGCGUGAUAUUGGUUUGAAAAUCUCUGACUUGGCAUCAUGACAAACCCAAGUCUUCUCUUAGGCGAAAAGAAGUUUAUAAAAUUGAACACCCCUUUGCAUAUUUGGAUGGAAGCUGGGUUGGCAAUAGAGCAUUAAAUUUUGCUGAGGGAAAAAAGGUGAAACCGUUUCUUGAAGUCAGUAGGGAUUUAAGAGUGGGUACAAGUGUUUCAAAGCAAAUGUGUCUGACACUUCCAUAUAUGGUUUACUGUUUGG
Messenger RNA from Phodopus roborovskii (desert hamster), 744 nucleotides. It is a transcript of the gene Cnpy1, whose product is annotated as canopy FGF signaling regulator 1. NCBI's taxonomy places the organism in Eukaryota, Metazoa, Chordata, Mammalia, Rodentia, Cricetidae. Gene Ontology annotation, cellular component: endoplasmic reticulum. The coding region runs from base 106 to 390 and encodes 94 amino acids. The transcript has 3 exons. The record is from RefSeq and is a predicted model, not a curated record.